Molecule: messenger RNA, 1807 nt
Organism: Silurus meridionalis
Lineage: Eukaryota; Metazoa; Chordata; Actinopteri; Siluriformes; Siluridae
Gene: lbh
Product: LBH regulator of WNT signaling pathway
Exons: 3
Coding region: 147-506 (119 amino acids)
Biological process (GO): positive regulation of DNA-templated transcription
Cellular component (GO): nucleus
Source: RefSeq, a predicted model, not a curated record
UAGCUGUGAUAGUGUCGGUGCUGGAUGGAGUUGAAUGACUGAGUGACUGCUGCCGCCACCGCCGUUUUUCAGCACCUGAACACUGCAAUCCAUAGCCUUCAUUUCACUCCAUCUGCCUCUGCACAAUACAUGUCGUGAAGCUCUACAUGACUACCUGCUGUCCUCAGGUGUACCACAGCUCUGUGUUCGUGCCGUGCCGUGAGAUGACCGAAGUGAUGAUCAGCAGCACUCCGAUGGAGGACAUACGGCUCAGCCCAAGCAAAGAUCGCCUCACUUUUCAGAUCUUUCCAGACCCGUCGGACUUCGAACGCUGCUGCAAGCUGAAGGACCGCCUUCCAUCCAUCGUGGUGGAGGCGACCGAGGGCGAGGUGGAGAGCGGAGAGCUGCGCUGGCCUCCCGAGGAGAUCCUAAACAACCAAGACGAAGAGGAAGACGAAGAUGAUGAUGAGGAAGAAGAGAUCGUCGGGAACGUACAACAGGGACAACAAAUGCAGACAAAGGAAUGAUCCAUGCGCGUACACCCAUAUACACGGGAGUCCUUCAGGGGCGAGGGGAUGAGGAGAAAGUGACGAGAUGCUGCAACUGAGCUCACACCUGGUGCUAAAUUAAAGCUUUACGAAUACGCUGAUUUUCGAUGCCCUCGCGUCUUACACUCGCCCAGUUAAAUAAUCCCUCGUCGAGUUCCUAUGAAGCCAGCGUCGUCACCCAGCAUAGCGCAUUCUCGUCUCUCACUCGAUCUCUCGCACUCCUCGUUCUCGCACGCGCACACACUUUUCCCUCACACAUAACUAUCCAUAUAUAAUUAUGCAUAUGUUCAUCAGUUGCUGAGGAGGACUUUGGUUCCUGGACUUUUUUUUUUUUUUUCUUCUUCGACAAGAACGAGAUCCCUCAAGAUGAUCACACAGUGUUUGCUUUUUUUUUUGGUCUUUAAAUAAUAGUCGUUUUGUUUUUGGAGGUUAAUAAUGUUAGGUGACUGUACAGGGUCAAAACAGCACUGGCGUUUCAGACUGUUUCACUGCUUGAAAAGUUAUUUUCCAAAUGCAGCGGAUAUUCUGGCGUUCGAGAUGCGUGUUCCAUCACAGGCUUGAGGCUUAUUAAGCACUGAAGCUUUAAACUAUAUAGGAUGUUAUUGCUGAUUCUGUUAGCCUACUCACUUUUGUUUUGUCUGUUUGUUUUUCCCUAGGAACAAUUUUCCAUUUAAUUACUGUAUGUAAAUAUUUUUUUUUUUUGUACGCCGAAGUAGUCAUUUUCACUGUGAAUAUUUGCAUGUUGUUGUCCGUCAUUUGUACAUAGAUCGCUUUCUUUUCGGCUAGCUAACGAUUGACGAUCAGUGGGAGUAAAAAAUAAUAAUAAAUCAAAUACAACUAUUUCAUUCUAACCACAUUAUUUUCUAUUCCUUCUGUUUAGACUUCAUUCAUUACUAUCAAAGUUCUAAUUUGAAUCCAGAAUGCGAUUUAAAAUCAUUCUCUUCCCUCAGUGGAAAAGGUUACAAAAGGUCACCUUGGCACUGAGCACCUUUUGUGUAUUGAAACAAUGUCUAGCCUUUAUUUUCAUUCAAAUUUUUUUUUUUGGUCUGUUUCUCGUCUACUUCAUGGCUAUGUAUAAAUGCUCUAGAUGUGUGUAUGCGGGUGUUAGGACGGUCAUCUGUGUUAAGUAAGCGUAAGGGUCCUCUCUUUGUGAACUGCUUGUAGAUUUGCCUCUGUAUUUUUGUGUACAGCUCAGGGAGAAUAGCUGCCAUUUUGUCUUUGUUUAGAUACCCCCCUUUCCUCCUUUACCACUUUUGUUGUAAAUAAACAUUUGGAACAUA